AUGGUUGAAGACAAACUAGCCUUAGAAGGUGAUAUGGAAAGUAAAUCAGGAAAAGAAGAUGAUCCAGGCUGGCAUAACAAAGGCACAGAACCUACAGUGAAGCAAGAUAUACCUGAAGUCUCAGAAAUAGACCUCGAUUGGGUGAUUAACAAUGAGGUGGGACAAUUUGGACCGUUCCAAAUGAUUAAUGUCCUACUAUUAAUAUUCCCCAUAAUUUCUCAUGCGUUUUUGAGUGAAUACGUGUUUUCCGCUUCCGCUGUUCCGCAUAGAUGUCGGAUCCCUGAAUGUGGAGAGAUUAGUGGAACAGGCUACGAAUUGUUUCCAGAGUGGAUCUUGAACGCUGUUCCGAGUAGCAACGGACAACCAGACAGUUGUUCGCGCUACGCGUCGACUAGCAAUGGCUCGCUAGAGUACUGUCCGGCUACCGUCUUCGACCAGACUGUCACGCUGGAGUGCGAUGAAUUCGUGUACGAGAGGACCAAUUCAGUUGUGUAUGAGGUGAGUUUUACAAUGUUUAGUUUCUUGUUACAGUUUGAUCUUGGCUGCCAAGAGUGGAUGCGGGCACUGGCCGGCACAUUGAACAGCAUUGGCUCACUACUUGUACUCCCGAUCACAGGCUACAUAUCCGACAAAUAUGGCAGACGUGUGGCUCUCUGCAUCAGCAUCUUCAAUUUGGCGUUUUUUGGCCUCAUCAGAGCGUUUUCUGUUAAUUAUCCAAUGUAUCUGGUGCUGCAGAUUUUGCAAACAACUCUCGGAGCCGGUACAUACAGCACUGCCUUCAUUUUAGGUAUUAUACAAUUAUUUUUAGCUACUGAACAAUUGGUUGGCUCAAAAUACCGAGUGCUGGCGAGCUCAGUGAACUUAGUCUCCUUCCCAGUGGGUCACAUCAUCAUGGCCGGAAUAGCCUGGCUCGUGCAACCAUGGCGUUACUUCAUCAUGUCGCUAUACAUCCCCUGCUUUCUAAUGAUGGCUUAUUAUUGGUGCAUCUCGGAAAGUGUUAGGUGGCUACUUACUAAAGAAAGGUUCAACGAAGCCAAAGAUAUUCUGGAGAAAGCUGCGAGAAUAAAUAAAACAAAGAUCAGUGAGAAAUCUAUGCAGGUAUUGAUGAAGCCUGCGCCAGCAAAAGAGACUCAGACGAACUACUCCAAAGGCCUAAUUCAUACUAUUUUCAAAUCCCCAAUAUUGCUUUGCCGUGUCUGCACUACACCAGUCUGGUGGAUCGCAACCACAUUCGUCUAUUAUGGGUUAUCCAUCAACUCCACUGGGCUCCCGGGCAAUAUGUACGUGAACUACAUGCUGGUGUGUGUUGUGGAGAUCCCUGCUCUUUAUACCGCUGUGCUGUUGUUGGAUCGUGUCGGCAGGAAGCCUGUUCUUGCGACUGGGUUCUUGCUCAGCGCUGCUUGCAACCUUGCAUUCGCUUUCAUUGACAAUAAUGGUAAGUCAAAUAAAAAUAUCUUAUUACCCAUUUUUUCAGAACUAGUGACACUGGGUCUUAUUCUGUUUCUGUUUGGCAAAUUUGGAAUCUCGGUAGUGUUUACGUGUUUAUACAUUUACACAUCUGAGCUGUACCCAACACAGUUCCGUCACACACUAUUGGGAUUCUCUUCAAUGGUUGGACGUAUUGGCUCCAUCACCGCUCCGCUUACUCCUGCUUUGGCAGUAUACUGGGCCGGAAUCCCAUCGGUGAUGUUCGGCGCCAUGGGUCUAUUGGCCGGCUUGCUGGUGCUGACACAACCGGAGACCCUGGGCUGCAAGAUGCCGGACACCCUGACUGAGGCAGAGGCUAUUGGCAGACAAAAGAAGAAGAUAAUUACGACUGCUCUCUAAAUCUAAAGUAUCUUAAAAUUUAAUGGACUAUUCCGCAAGUCUGCCC
This is a messenger RNA of Cydia fagiglandana, 1873 nucleotides long. RefSeq names its product solute carrier family 22 member 4-like. Gene Ontology annotation, cellular component: membrane. Gene Ontology annotation, molecular function: transmembrane transporter activity. The coding region runs from base 1 to 1827 and encodes 608 amino acids. The record is from RefSeq and is a predicted model, not a curated record. The transcript is spliced from 7 exons. NCBI's taxonomy places the organism in Eukaryota, Metazoa, Arthropoda, Insecta, Lepidoptera, Tortricidae. Gene Ontology annotation, biological process: transmembrane transport.